Messenger RNA from Rubroshorea leprosula, 1373 nucleotides. NCBI's taxonomy places the organism in Eukaryota, Viridiplantae, Streptophyta, Magnoliopsida, Malvales, Dipterocarpaceae. The record is from the annotation of a GenBank genome assembly.
CUGAUAGUGGCAUAGCUCCGGAUACACAACAAACGAUUGAUCCAUUAAUGGAUUAUAAUUUUGCACCUGAUCAUGAGUACGAGGGCCCUUCAUCCUCGAUAGGGAAAAAAGGACGGAGUAGGAAUUUAAAAGGAAUACGCCCUUCAGAAAAUAGAGAGAGUAGGAAAUGGGUUAAACUCAUUGAUGAUAAGCUCCAAUUUGCUAAUCCAAACAUCCCUCGGGCUAUCACUUCAUUAUGGAAGUCACGUUUUGAUGGCCCGUAUUUCACAUACGAGCGUGUCCCUCAAAGCAAGAUUGCUGAAAUUUAUAAUUGUUUCACGACACUUUACCAGUGGGAUCUUGCAGAUAAUCGCCAUGUGCGAGAUGCAUUCCUAAAUUGUAUGAAACAUAAAUGGAGUGACAAUCUCAGGGAUGAGAAGUUGAAAUGGGACAAGAACUCAACCUAUGAUACUUAUGUUGUGGAGUGCAUAGAGAGUCAUGGCUCUGAUGCUAGUUCGUGGCCACGCAUGGAUAACGAGGCAUGGGUUAAGGCUGUUGGAGGUUGCUCAUCUAAUUUCAUGCCAGGGAUUGGCUCCCAAGUAAAUCAAAAGAUGGUUGGUUUUACUUACAGGAAGAGACAACCCCGAGAAAACUUAAUAGCACCAUUGAUGGUGUUUGACUAUGAGGAGGCACAAGCAAAACAUCAUGAGGAGUUAGAAAGACAAUGCCAACAAAUUGCUCUGAUGCAACAACAGUUGGCCAAUAUGACACAAGCUCAGAAUAAUAUGAGCCAGACAAUUGCACAGUUUGUUGUAGCAACUCUAGCUGCUCAUGGCAUCUCCCCUCAAGUAGGUCAUCAUCCAGUUGCCCCACCACAACCGUCACAUGGUCCUGGCUCAGCUCUUCGCAUGAAUUCAGCUUUCACCUACUCCACUGAUUCUACACAAGCCUCUCCUACGAUUCCUGAAUAUUAGCAACAAUGGCAAUUUUCGCCUCAAGAUGAUGAUGCAUACCAUCCUGCAUUUGAUCCAGACUAUCAGGGUCCUUAGGUUUUUUAUUUUUUUGCUACGCACAUUAUCUGCACACUUUGCAUGGUUGGCUUUAUUUAUGUUAGUACUUUAAACUGUUAGCUUUAGCUUUUCAUUAUGAUAUCUUUUCUUAUUUUGCUUGACUUCCAGUGAUCAUACUUCAAAAGGUAUGAAGUUUUGGACUACUUUGGAGGUUAAUUAUUAUUAACUAAAUAUUGUGGGUAUUUAAGACAAUGGUGUGUGAUUGCCAUAUAUACUUUGUGGUUGUGGUUGUAGUUGUGGUUGUGGUUAUGGUUAUGUUUAUGGUUGAAAAGGUAUAAUUGUUUUUAGCAUGCUGCACUUGUAGAAUAUAUGUGUUUCUCAUUG